UAAACAAUUGACACGAUAAAAAUAAUAAUAAAACGCAACUUAAAAACCCUGACGUCGCUCGUUCCAAGGCAUAAAAUUCAAGACUCGGAAUUCAAUUUCACGGCAUAAUCAGAAACAAUAUAAAGAAAUUUUCUUCAAAAUGAACAGCACGACAUUUGUAUUCGCUAUUGUUCUCCUAGCUAUAGGUAUGCAAGAAUCCUUUCAGCAAGUUUGUUCUGACAGAUUUUGUAAUAAUACAAACCCAGACAGCAUUGGCUGUGCAGGUUGUUGUGUAGGAUCUGGCUGUAAUGGCCUAGCUGGUUAUUGCGAAAAUUCUAAAUGUUAUUGCAACGGAUGCGAAGUUAAGAAAAGUAAUUAUAAAGUAUCAACUUCAAGAGGAGGAUUUGGUUCUGCUUUCAGCUCUGCGAGAAGUUCGAUAAGCGGUAAAAUUGGUACUGUUUCGGGCUUUUCGAGAAGUCGGAUUGAUAUACUCUUCAGAAUGAAUAGCACGGUAUUUGUAUUCGCUUUUGUUCUCCUAGCUACAGGUAUUCAAGAAUCAUUUCAGCAAACUUGUUCUAACAGAUUUUGUAAAGCACGCCCAAACAGCAUUGCAUGUGAAGGUUGUUGUGUAGGAUUAAGGUGUAACGGCGCGGCUGGUUACUGCGAAAAUUCUAAAUGUUAUUGCAAUGGAUGCGAAAUAAGAGCUCCAAUGGUUGGUACUUCUGGAACAGGAACGAUAGAACGGACAGAUCGAGUAGAGCAGUAAUACAAAAAGGCCAUAAAUAUAUAAAUUACUAAAUGAUAAAAAUUGUAAUGUUUCCUUGCCAGAUAAUUGCAUUAAAAAACUUUAAUUGAAUAA
Messenger RNA from Mytilus californianus (California mussel), 838 nucleotides. RefSeq lists its product as uncharacterized. The record is from RefSeq and is a predicted model, not a curated record. The transcript has 8 exons. The coding region runs from base 140 to 745 and encodes 201 amino acids. Lineage: Eukaryota; Metazoa; Mollusca; Bivalvia; Mytilida; Mytilidae.